Messenger RNA from Alternaria burnsii, 372 nucleotides. RefSeq lists its product as uncharacterized. The transcript has 2 exons. The record is from RefSeq and is a predicted model, not a curated record. Lineage: Eukaryota; Fungi; Ascomycota; Dothideomycetes; Pleosporales; Pleosporaceae. Bases 1 to 372 code for a protein of 123 amino acids.
AUGAACUUCAGAACUUUCGCAAUUGCCCUGGUCGCCUGCGGUAUCGCUAGCGCCAGAGUGAUCGAAAAGCGUCAAGGCACGCCUGGCGCCAGUUACCAGUCGUACACGGGAACUGGCAACGAGGGCGGCGGCGGCUGCCGUGGCGCUAGAGUGCAACUUGGCUCCCACCUCCGUGGCCAAGAAACUACCUGCUAUCAAUCGAGCAACUCAGCGUGUAUAUCGCUCGUCGACAGGACGAACGGCGGCACUUGCGAGGUGCGCCUAUACACUAACAAUGAUUGCAAUGGCGACGAGGAUUUUGCGAUUGGACUUGCGGAGGUGGGAGACUGGGUGAACUACACUUUCGGGUCUUUUAUUGUUGAGUGCUUCUGA